Molecule: messenger RNA, 312 nt
Organism: Dicrocoelium dendriticum
Lineage: Eukaryota; Metazoa; Platyhelminthes; Trematoda; Plagiorchiida; Dicrocoeliidae
Source: the annotation of a GenBank genome assembly
AUGCUCAUUAACUUAAGGUUUGUGUCACCGUUUCCUUAUGCAUUAAUCGAGUUAUUUUCUUUGUCUCUCUCUCUCUCUCUCUCUAAUCAUUGGCUGUUGUUUGAUAUCCCCGGUGUGGCUGCGCUUGAUGUGCAUGUUGACAAGGUGCCUACCUGUCUAUUACCCACUACCUCGUCCAUACUGGCUCCAGGAGACAGUUGGUCGUUGCUGGAGGGGACGGGGUGCACGGUCCUUGUGGCCGUGUUAGGCUCGAAGAGUGGUUCCAUGCACUCAGUAUGGAGCGGACUACGGUCCAGCCACCGCCUUGUGUGC